AUGGCUUCCACCAAGGUGUCUACGACCAUUACAUUCCGGUCACCCGGCACUCAGCCGCCACUCUUCAUUGCUGGUUCUUUCUCUGAGCCAGAAUGGCAACCCCAGGAGAUGGUCUGCACCACUGGUGCUGACGGAGAGCAUGUCUUCACCAAGGAAAUCUCGGGCGAACCCGGAUCCAAGGUGGUCUACAAGUUCCGCAUCGGCUUGGGCGAUUGGUGGGUCCUUGACGAAGGCGCGCCUACCGUCACGGACAGUUCUGGUUUCAGAAACAACGAGUUGGAGUUCCAACACCCGCCAAAGGAGGAACCCAAGCCCGACCUCCCCACGGACGAGGCGACCUCAGAGGAGAAUGCGCCUCAGACAAAUGGAACUACCCAACAUCAUGCGGAUGCUUCGGAGAUCAAGGACGCUUUGAAGGCGGAGACUGCUCCCGAGGUUGAAGCUCCCCAAGAAACCGACACUGCUACAAAAGUUACCGUGGUCUCCGAGACAAACAGUGACCCGCCGCACGAUGUUGUUCUCAAGGUUGAAGAUGAAUCCACUGUCGACAUCUCUGCCGCAAAAGAUACUUCCUCCAGUGAUGAUGUUGCCGUGAAGGACGACACUACGGCAAAAGACGAGACCACGUCGGAGGCUCACACUGAAACCAAGGCUGAAGCCCCUUCAACUACUGAGGCUACCUUGAAGGAUGAAGCUCUCUCAGAGCAAGAGGACAAGACCAAGACAAAAGAUUCCACGGAGAGCAACGUUGCGCCCGUUGAAACUUCAUCCACUGAGAUACCUUCCAAGGAGGAGGAGGCCACCCCAGAGGAGACCAAGGUCGAGACAGCAACCGGUGUUGAGGAGACCAGCUCGAAGCCUGAGGACUCUCAACAAAAUGAGGCGGUCCCGACGGAGGAGGUCCCCGCCCACGAGACUGCUCCAGAGGCCGAGUCGGCGCCCAAGGAGUCCCUUUCCACAGAGGAGGAAACCUCUGCCGAGCCUGCCGUUGAAAAGGAAGAGUCUAAGCCCGAGGAGACUACCAUUGUAGACGCUGAGCACAAGGAGGAAGCUGAGGUCGACGCGGAAUUACCCGUUGAGAAGACUGAUGUUCAGGAGGAGAGCACCUCGCAAGUCGAGACACGAGAGGAAGCCGCUCCAGCUGAGGAGGCUGUUUCCGCUGUUCCCGAGGCUGAGACCACCUCCGAGGCUGAGACAACCCUGAAGGAGGAUACUCUUGCCAAGGAAUCCGACUUGCAAGAGACCGCCGAGUCUAAGGAGGAGGUGAACGAGAGUGAAGACCACCUUUCAAAAAAUGAGACCGUAUCGAAGGAUGAGGCCUCUCUGGCGGAAGUGGAGAAGGAGGACCUCGCGCCCCUCACUCAUGAGGCUAAAGUUCAGGAGGACACCUUGAAGACCACCGAGGAACAGCCUUCGGAAGAGAAGCCUGCUGAGGAGGAGACUGUUCACAAAGACACGAGUCCGGAAAAGGCCCCCGAAGAGAAGGCCACCAAAGAGACUUCGGAAGAGCCUGCCCACGAGGACGAUACCAGAGACAAGGCCACCCAGGAGGAAACCGCUCACCAAGAUACCCAAACCGACGAUGAGGUCACUCAACAGACUACUCAGGAAGAGAUCACCCAACAGACAACCCCUGAGGAAUCUACUCAGCAGACGACCCAAGAGGAUGUCACUGAGGAUGCCCCUGAAGUUGCUGCUACCAAGGACGAAGUCGACGUGAAGGCUGACACCACUCCUCACGAGACCGAUCUCAAGGACGAGACUCAUCCAAUGGAGGCGUCCAAGGAGGAGGAGCCCACUCAGAAGGAGGAUGCGGAGGAACAUGCCGUUGAUGAGACUGCUCAAGAGGAACAGCCUACCAAGGAAUCUGCUCCCGAGCAGACAACAGCAACCGGUGAGGCCACUUCAGAGGAGGUUGCGCCGGAGAAGGCUGAUGAGGAUGAGACUCAUGCCAAGACCUACGCAGCUGUGGCUCACGAAGCUCUAGAAGCCGAGACUUCUCCAGAGGUUACUGAGGCUGCUCCGGAAGCUGAGGCUCCUCAGGCCGAGGAGACUGCUCCGGCGACCGAAGCUGCUCCUGCUGAAGAGACUUCUCCUGCUGUCGAUGUUGCUCCCGUUGAGAAGGCCGCCCCAGUCGAGGACGACGCUCCGGUUGAGAAGGCUACUUCUCCAUCUGAGGAGAAUGCUUCCGUCGAUGCAACCAACUCUGCUGAAGAAGCUGCUCCCUCUGAGAUCCCUGCUGAUGUCGUCGAAGAAGCCGCUCUUGCUGCCGAGGCUACCCCCGCCGAAGAGACUACUCCUGUCACUGAGGCUACCCAUGUUGAGGAGGCUGCGCCUGUUGAGGAGUCUACUCAUGCCUCUGAGGAUGCUCCUGUCAAGGAGGCUCCUCUGGAGGCCGCCCCUGUCUCUGAAGAGCUCCCUGCUGAAAAGGCCGCUUCUACCGAAGAAACUGCUCCUGCUCUCGAUGCUGCCCCUGCUGAGACCGCUGCAGUUGAGGAGGUAACUCCCGCCAAGGAGGCUGAACCCGUCCAGGCUACCUAUGCUGAGGUCGCCCAGGCGACCGAUGCUGAGGAGCCCGCCCAUGCUGAGAAGACUGAGCCUGUCGAGGAGACUACUGUUGAUGAGACUGCACCUACUGAAGAGGCCGCUACUGUAGAAGAGGAGGCGGCCAACAUGCCUGCUGAGCAGUCCGAGCCUGUCGCUAAUGCGGCCAAGGAGAUCCUUGCCCGCUCCGAACCUGUUACCGAGUCGCAGUCUGGUGCUGCCACGCCAAACUUUGCCAGGACUGCGGCGGAAGUCGCUGAUUCUGCUGCACUCCUUGACGAAGGAACACCUGAGGAUCGUGUCUCCGAUGAAGAGGCCGGAAAGACUGGUUUCCGUCGCCUGUCUGCCACGCCCAUUACCGAAGUUGCGGACACUGCUGCGGAAGUCGCUGAUAGCGCGAAAUAUCUGGACACUGAGGCCACGGAGACUGACAAGUCUGAAAUUCCUACACCCGCCGAGGACGGCUCCCAUAAUCCAGCUCUGUUCUCACAUGAGUGCGCCGGUAUGUACGGCGAAGAACCUUCGAUCACGAUUGUAUCCGAGGACAUGGACAAGGACAACGAGAUCCGAAAGGAAAUACCGCUUGACGAGGAGAAUAUCGAUAUUAACGAUCCCACCCUAGAACGCUUCCCAUCCAACCGCGACGAGAUCAUCGAUACUGUUCGGAAGCUUGAGACUGGUCUCGAGGAGGACCAGGUUAUUAUCGAGGACGCCCCAUCACCUAUCAUCGGCUCUUCCAAUUCACGAAGGGAAUCGGAAGUGUCUCACGACGCCGCUCUCGGAGCAAGCGUAAUUCCCCGCGCCGCGAAGAGGUUAGAAGUCCCCCAUUCACCUCGCGUCUCCGUCAGCUCGGCUCAGUCGUCGGCCUUGUCGCUGCAAUCGAUUUCUGAGAGCGAUGAGCCGACCAACAGCAAAGAAGAGGAAACCUCAGCGGUUCAGCUUUCGCCUCCCCACAAGACCGCGGCGUCAAACGAAACUACACCUAGGGAGGCUACACCUCGGGCGGUUGUUGAGGAUGAAGGAAUCUCUCUAAGCCCUGACUCGCCGAAGAAGACAGAGCACACCGAAGAUCUGACCACCAAGACGCUGGAGCCUCAAGCACUUGAUAUCCCUGAAGUCUCAGCACAUACUGUCUCGGUCGAGGCGCCUGUUGAACCUAUCGCCCAGGAAGAACAAGCAUCCAAGGACUCCAAGCCCACGAACGGCCUCCUUCCCAGCCCAGAGGUUGUCGCGGAAACCACCGAACGCUCGAAGCCAUCUCAACCCGAUGCUCAACAGAGCACCGAUGAGCCCGUUGCCGCCUCAGAUGCUACCGGUGCUGAUGUCCGUAGCGAGGCCGAGGUAUCGGCGACAGCAACAGGCGCAGACACUGACAACGCCAACACGGUCAGAAAGAGAGGUGGACAGGGAACACAGGCCAGCUCGCCGCCGCCCAGCGAUGCUCCAGUCAUCAAGCAGGACCCCAAGAGCGGAUGGUUCACCACCUUCUGCAAGUUGAUCAUUGUGGACUUCAUCGGCGGUAUCCUGAGCCGAAUUGCGGGCAACCGCAAAAGACAGACGUAAGGCAUACACUGGGCUCAGACGAUAACCUUUCUUCAGAUUAUCGAUUGACUCUGUGUUGCUUUAGGCUGUUAGCAGCAGGCACCGCCGCCGUCGCCAUGGGG
Neurospora hispaniola is the source of this 4208-nucleotide messenger RNA. RefSeq lists its product as uncharacterized. The record is from RefSeq and is a predicted model, not a curated record. NCBI's taxonomy places the organism in Eukaryota, Fungi, Ascomycota, Sordariomycetes, Sordariales, Sordariaceae. The transcript is spliced from 3 exons. The coding region runs from base 1 to 4107 and encodes 1368 amino acids.